Messenger RNA from Gossypium raimondii (Peruvian cotton), 5120 nucleotides. RefSeq lists its product as uncharacterized. The transcript has 9 exons. Lineage: Eukaryota; Viridiplantae; Streptophyta; Magnoliopsida; Malvales; Malvaceae. Bases 260 to 4861 code for a protein of 1533 amino acids. The record is from RefSeq and is a predicted model, not a curated record.
CCGAAAUUCACUUCACAGUCCACUGCAUCUGCAACCCUUUUCCCUCCAUAAUCGAGGUUUAGGGUUUUUUUUUUCUUUUCAUUUUGGCUUCUUUUGAUUUAAAACGUGCAAUGGCAUCAUUCUCACAAUAUUAAAUCCAACAUAAGCACGUCUUGUUUUGCUUCUCGUUGAUAAUUUCACGUUCUUAUAAUGUUUGUUUCCUGAGAAUUUGCUCCAAAAAGGGGGAAAAAAGAAAAAAAAGAGAUCAGUCUAAAAAGCAAUGGCGGCGGAGUUUCCUGGCACUCCAGGCACUUCAGAGUCGAGUGUGGCGGACGCGCCACUGGAGGAUGUUCAAGUAUCACGCUGCUGUCAAGUGUGGAAAAACAAAUAUUCGAAGGCAGAAAGGGGGCGAGUUUUUCUAAAGCAGGGAAUUCGUAUACUUGAAAAAGGAUAUGAUGAUAUUCAAGCUGAGAAUUUGACUCUUAAGAAAGCAUAUGAAGAAGAACAGGCACUAACGAAGGUAGAGAAAGAGGGCAGAGAAAAAGAAUUGGCUUUAAGAGUUUCAUUAGAGAAUGAGUUAUCUGUUUUAAAGUCGGAGAUAUCCAACUUAAAGAAAAAAGGAGUUUCGGAUAUUGAAGAGAAAAUUGAAGAAAUAAAGCAUCUUAAAGCUAGAGUUUCUGACAUGAAUAAGGAAAUAAGCUGGCUCAAGGAGCUUGUUGAGAAAGAGAAGAAGAGGGCAGAUUUGGAAAAGAGGAAAGCUGCUGAAGCAUCAACAUAUGCUGCAACUGAGAGGGGUAAGGCUGGUGAAGAACAUAGGCUAAAACAAUUGGAGACACUAAGGAAAGAUGUUAGUGAAGCAAAAUCCAAGUUGGAUUCAGAGAAGUCAAAGAUUGACGAGGAAACUAAGAAGCUACAAGAAGAGAAAAAGAAGGCAGUUGAAGAAAGAAAGUUUGUCGAUUUGGAGAUGGCUAAAGCAAGCGAGUUGAGGAAGAUUGCUGAAGAAACUAAGAAAAAGGCUGUUGACGAAAGAAAAUGUGCUGAUUUGGAGAUGGCUAAAGCAGAGAAGCAGAGGAAGAUUGCUAAAGAAACUAAGAAAAAGGCUGUUGAAGAAAGAAAACGUGCUGAUUUAGAGAUGGCUGAAGCAGUGAAGCAAAGGAAGAUUGCAGAAGAAAACAUGAAGAAGGCUGUUGAAGUAAGAAAACAAGCUGAUAUUGAGAUGGCUAAAGCAGAAGAGCAAAGGAAGAUUGCAGAAGAAAAUAAGAAGGCUGUUGAAGGGGCCAAAGUGGAGGAACAAAGGAAGGUUGUAGAAGCAACUAAGAAGAAAGCUGUCAAAGAGAAGCUGCACAAUAAUAAUUUGACCAAACAGCUAGAACAGGCCAGGAGAAGGAAUGAAGAACUACAUAAAAAUUUACAUGAACUUUCUGGCUCAAGAAAUAUGGAGGAGGCUCCUUUUGACCAACCUGAUCGAAAUACGAUUGCUGCAAAAACAGAAAAGACAGCACAAUUCAAGGUGUUGAAGGAAGAUGCAGACAAGUCAAGGGCAGUUUCUGGUUCUUUACAAGUUGAGGAUAUUGGGAAAGAGAAGACUAUUAGUGAGAGAAAAAAAGCAGAUUCAAACACGAGGAAAGCAGAAAAGAAAAGAAAGCUUGUGGAAGUGAAUACAAAGACGAUGAAAAGAGAACACCGUGGUGAUCAUCUAUCAAAGCUGUUAGAAGAUUCUAAGCUGAAGAUUAAUGAACUGCAGAAGCAGAUACAUGAACUCUCAUCCAAUGAAAAAAAGAUUGGUGAAUUGUUUGUUUCAUCUAACAAUGGCAUUAGUGCUGAAGUAGCAGAAGUAAAGCUUUUGAAAAAACAACUGAAGUUUGAGAAGGAAAGAGUAAAGCAUGCAAAAGAUGUUGGUAGGCUGGAAAAAUGUCGUAGUAAUCUUUUGCAGCAAGAAUUAGGUUGCAUGAAGCUCAAGUUAAUUCAACUUUUGGACCGUUUGGAUGCUGUAGAUAAUUGUUUCUUAGCUCCUGCUGAAGGUAUAUAUGACAUGGAAAAGGCUGGGGACUUUUCAAGUAUACAACGAACAAAGUUGAAAAAAAAAUUGCGCAGCUUAGAAUUACGGCAAACAUGUCUUCAAACUGAAAAUCAAUUUCUUAAGACUAGGUACAUGGAUACCACUGCUUCCAAUCCUCUUGGGGAAACAUUUCGACUUGAUGACCAUUUGCUUCCUAUACGAGGAGGGAACUGUUGUGAAUCUAUCACAGGUAUUAAUGCUAAAUUGGAGUCUCUAUUUGGAGGCUCUAAUAAAACAAUGUUACAGAGUUCUGCAAUAAAUUCCAGUACAGCUUAUUUUUCUGAUAGACAGUUGGUGGGGUCACAGGAAAGGGGUGCUCAUUCAGUUACCACAUCAGCAAAACUGGGUGAAGAGAACUUAAAUUUACAACCAACUGUUUCAAGCAUGUCUGGUGAAGUUAUGAAAAAUAGGUGCAGUGAAAAUCCCGCUGUGGUUGCUGAGAAUAGUGUUAAAAGUCCUCUUGGAAGAGUUAAGGGCCGUGUUAGGAAGAGAAAAAUGAUGCUUGAUACUGUAGAAUGUAUUAAAACUUUGUGCUGUGAGAGUAAGAAGUUGCAUUUACAGCUUGAGGACAAUAUUUCUGUUUUGCAUGGUAUGGUACAAAUGGACAAACCCAGUGAAGAAGCAAAAUCUUUGAGAUGUAACCUGCAAGAUAUUGCAUAUUCUGUGCAUGAUAGAUCUCGUAAGAGAAGAAAAGUAUCUCAUGAAGAGACUUUAGCUAUGGAGCAAUAUUGUGAUGGUCAGCAGAUUAAGCAGAUGCAAGGUUGCUCUGAACAUUUGUGCAACCCUGAUACUAUUGAUCCUAAAACUAUGGUUGGUUUUGAGGAAAUAGUCUACAAAAACUAUAUGAAAUUGCUGGAUUUGGAUGAUGCUGCAGAGGAAGAAUGCUAUAGGAUGGCAGUAGAAAGGCCUGUAUCUCCAACACUUCCUGAAAUGGAAUUUCCUGGCAUCAAAUCAUUCGAGGUCGAUGAAUUUAGACCAGUACAGGAUGAGAACUGUGAAAGAUUCUCUCUUGAAAAUGAAAAUCCUGCAUCUUCUGAUAAGUUUGAUGUUAUGAAUUUGAACAGUUCCAUUCAGUUGCAAUGUAGUAGGGUUGACACUUCACCUAAAUUACAACAUGAGAAUGGGUGUUCUUUUGGUUCCUUUGACUUUCUAAAGCGUAAUGAGAAGGGUUUUUGCAGUACUUUGCUAGUGGAAAGAGCUAUUUUAAGCCAUUCCCAGAACUCUGGAGUGGACGUGGAGAUGUCAGUUGCUCCUAGUUCUGGAGAUGGAGUGGUGAACAUUCCAUCUGAAAGUGAAAUUAGAUCCACCAUUGAAAGUACUCCAAAAUGUGUUAUGUUCUCUGACAUCAAGGAUGAUAGCAGUCUCUCUAGAAUUUUUCGUGCCACUAAAACUUGUAUGGUUCAAUGCUCUUUGCCUGCUUGGAAACAGUUUGUUGUGCAUAGAAUUUCACAUGCUCUUAAACUGGAAGAGGAGCUUUUACCCAGGGAGAAGGCUUGUGUAUUUUUCUCAUUGGUACUUCUCAACUUCUGUACAGCUACAUCUAAGAACUGCUCUCUGCUUAAGGAUUUCAUACCCUGUUUACACUUGUUUGCUGAACACAUUAAUGAAGUGAUUUCUGAUGCUGAGGCUAGAAGUGUGGUGGAUGAAUUAUGUUUGGAUGAACUGCUUAGUUUAAUUGAGGAAUUUCUUAUAGAGGGGAGAGUUAUGUUGUGUGCUGCCCCGUCUUCUGAGACUUCUGUUGAAUGUGAUUCAAGAAGACAUGCCAUUUUCGAUGGUUCAGCAGUAGUAUUUACACAUGAAGCUGCUUCAGCUGACCUUUUGGUGGCCGGUAGCAUUAUAUUGGGUUCAAUUUGUGCGGCUGCUGACCGAGCCGGCUUUCUUUGUGAAGCUGCAUAUAGCAUUUUCCGGAUGCACAGAUAUGAUACCUCGGUGGUUCUGGUUAUUCUUCAUGCGUUUGCUUAUGUGGGUGGCAAUAAAAUGUUCACCUUAGGAAAUUAUAGUUUAACAAUGACUGUAUUGAAAUCGAUAGUCAUGUUCCUUGAAAGUGAACGUGCACCGAUGGCUACAGCGACUCAUUCGUUUGUGGGUGAUGUUCUACCUCAGUUCCAUGCAUGUGUUGGAUGCCCAUUUUCUAAGGACGCCCUUUCUGUAGAUAUUGUCAUCUCAUUGCUCUUCACAAAGCUUCAGAAUUUUGCCCGGUCAGGAUUUAUGCAUCAAAAUCUGAAAGCAAAUUCAUCGAAUUCAAGUGUCAUGUCCAUUGAGAAUAUGGCUGAACAAAAUUUGAGCUGUCUCCUUGACAUGAAUGUAUCCUGUUGUUUAGAUAAGUGCAGUUUGGCUGGUAUACGGUCUGGAUCAGUUGUCACUGAGACCUUGUGUGACAUCAGUGACAUCUUAUCAUUGAUGGAGCUGCUUGCAUGCAAUAUGAGCUGGAACUGGACAUGUAAUAAAAUCAUUGCCCAGCUAUGGAGUACCUUGGAGUCAUCUGCUCUUGAGAACCUUAGUGUUGCUAUCGUUAUUCUUCUUGGUCAACUUGGGAGAAUUGGAGUGGAUGCUGUUGGAUAUGAAGAUAAAGAGGUCAAAAACUUGAGAACGAAGUUAAACGCUUUCUUGUUGCGGGAGACUACUAUUAGAGCCGGUCUUCCCAUCCAGCUUGCGACUGUUGCUGCUUUGCUGGGGCUUACAUCUCUCGAUUUGAACAAUAUUGAGCUUGUUUCUACCAUGUCAGGUCAGUUUGUUCCUGCAAAUCUUUUAAAGAACUGGUUUCCUUUGUUGACCGAAGAGCAACAAGCAGUAUCGAUUAGGCUCUUCCAGUCUGUUGAUUGAAAUUAGUUGCAUCAUGGACUUGCACAUGGAAGUUUGAUAUGCAAGUUGCAAAAAUUUUAAAAUCAGGGUACAUUCUUUUGUUGAAUGAAUAUUUUUGCAGAAAUCAGUAGUUUCUCCUCACUUGGUAGGUUUUUGGGUUAACCCAUUUGUUUCGGUUUCAUAUGUUUACUUGUUCAUAAGUAGUAUCGAGGCGUAAUUGUAUUCUAUCGCCACACCUUCAUGUUCAAAGAAAAAAAAGAAGGAAAAUUCAACUUUCGAA